Strongyloides ratti is the source of this 321-nucleotide messenger RNA. RefSeq names its product NAD(P)-binding domain-containing protein. Bases 1 to 321 code for a protein of 106 amino acids. Lineage: Eukaryota; Metazoa; Nematoda; Chromadorea; Rhabditida; Strongyloididae. The transcript is spliced from 2 exons. The record is from RefSeq and is a predicted model, not a curated record.
AUGUGGAUUAUAAUAAUAUUAUUUUUUAUUUUUAUAAUUUUAAAUUCUUUAAGAAAAAAAGUGUAUGGGAGAAAAAUUUAUGAGGAAAGAAAUGAAAAAGCUAUUGUUGUUACAGGUUGUGAUACAGAUAUUGGUCAUGAAUUAGCAUUAAAAUUUGCCUCCCAAUCUAAAACUGUUUUUGCUGCAUGUAGAACUAGAAAAGGAAUUGAGGAACUUGAAAGAGAAGGAAAACAAUUUAAAGGAAAAGUUCAUGCUUUUAUUAUGAGUGUUGAUACAAUGAAAGUUAUAAGAAAAAUUAUCAAUGUAUCUAGAAAAUAUUAA